Molecule: messenger RNA, 11113 nt
Organism: Spirometra erinaceieuropaei
Lineage: Eukaryota; Metazoa; Platyhelminthes; Cestoda; Diphyllobothriidea; Diphyllobothriidae
Source: the annotation of a GenBank genome assembly
AUGUACUUCUUUCUGGUAUGCACCUCAUGUAUUCGGUCUCGCGUCCAACAGGCUUGUAUCCUGUCACUCAUACUAUUUAACUACGCUGUUUACUGGAUUCUCUGGAGGGCCCUACGCGACAGUGACGGCGUUGAGUUUUCACCUGGACAUCGACUGACUGAUCGUGACUAUGCCGAUGAUAUCGCCUUACUUGCUUCAAAAUUUGGUGAUCUGCAGUCUAUGGUGUCAUGGGUGAACGAGGUCGCUAUAUCGGUCGGCUUAUCCAUAAACGCUGGGAAAACCAAAGUGUUUUCAAGCUGCAUCCCUGACGUUGAGAAGGCACCCCUCGGGAUUAAUGGCUGUCAACUUGAAGAAGUAGACAGUUUGAACUACCUUGGUGCGAGGCUGCCGCCUAAUGGACAGAGUAAGGACGACAUUGUCUGCCGAAUCGAUGCUGCCCGCUGGGUUAUUCAAGCCUUCGGAAAUACCUGUGGAACCGACGUGACCUAUCUAUCGCCAUUAAGAUUCGCGUGUACCGUGCACCUGUCCGGUCUGUCCUUCUCGACGGUUGUGAAUGCUGCCCCUUGCGCGUGGAGGACGAGCGAAAACUGGAGGUAUUUAACCACCACUGCUUGAGGACUAUCCUUCGAGUGAAGUUCACCGACUUCGUCUCAAAUGAGACAGUCCGCGCUCGCUGCGACAACAUCGCAAGGAUAACUCAGGCCAUCCAAGAAAGACGACUCAAGUGGUUAGGGCAUAUUCUUCGUCGUCCGCAUCAGGAGCUCACUGUUACUGCCCUCGAUCGGGCACAGUUGCCCAAUUGGAGGCGUCGAAGAGGUGCCUAGUUCAAAACCUGACUCGAUACAGUUCAUCAAGACAUGGAGGUGGUUCUUGGACCUUCGGUAUUCGGUCUCCGUCGUUGGCAAAGGGAAUGGGUUGAGCUGUCCAGAUCUGCUGCCGCGCAUUUUUCACGCGUGGAGAGGUACAGUUCGGGACAUCAUCAAGGCCGGCUAGAUCAGGCAUGAUCGCAGCCGUAUCAAGUAAAAGUUAGUAAUACUCCAGCUUUUAAUGCUAAUCAUUUCUCAGAAACGAAUAUAAGGAUUUGGGAGUAGAUUCUUCGUAACAAAACUCAGUCCGAAAGUCGAUAUGAGUAUUUGGGCUUCAGCGAGACAGUCACGUAACAUUGAAAAGUUCACAUCAGGCAGCCAGCGGAAUAUAACUACUAUUUGAUUCACCAUAAACCCAGCAUGGGUGUUAGAGGAAAGCCCAGACAGGUGGAUUGUGUGCACCAAAAUAGUCUUUAAAUGUGAAGAUAAUCAUAUAAAUGUCUUAGGGAAUAAAAUGUUAACCGAAAUCCCGAAAUUAAUUUUCGUCUCAAUAAAGAUUACUUGAGUCGAAUUGUUAUACUAAUUACCGUGCAGCAUAAUCCCUGGAAACUUUACUUAUUUCAGGGAGCCGGCUUUUAAAUGAACUUCUUUCCGGCCGCCUACAAAUGCUGCACUCUGUAAAAAAGGAUUGCUUAAUGUGCAUUAAUUUGCCUCAAUUAUUUUCCGUGCCCUUAUAAAUCAGAAUAUAUUUUAUGGAAAACAUGCAUAAAACUAUUCAUUAUUUUUGUUAAUUAAGCGGGAAAUUACGUCUUCCUUAAACUUCAUACUUGGCGCAAGGGUAUAAUUCGGUUUUAAAAAAAACGUUCGCGAUUCCCGAUUAAAUUCGAACCCGGUCUACCGUCGCACUUGCAUUCAGGGUUUUUAAACUACAAUCUGUAUAUUUUCCGUGCACGGCAAAGCAUACCUUUCUAUAUCCUACUAAGAGGAGACCGUAUUCGGUCCGCGGAUUUGUGCGCUAUUGCAAACAUUACAAGCAACGCUGGUAGAUGCAGAGACGCGAUGUUUUAUGAAAGGACAUUUAACGAUCUUCGAAGUCGCAUAAUGAGAAACUUUUUGAAACCGACGCAUGUCAUUCUGUCCAGUAUUAAAAUUAACGAAGAGAUAAUGUUCUGCCAAACGAGUAAAGAAAUGAUUAGUUUUAUACGAGUUUUCUCUUACUUAUAAUUAAAUUUAUAAGGGCAUCGAAAAUUAAUGAGAAGCUCGUGUGCUACUUAAUUGUUCGCUUUUUACAGAGUAUCUUCUCAUAGUGGUAGAAAAAUGUUCAUUCAAAAACCAGCAUUCUGAAGUUUCUAAAAUAUCUGACAGUUAUACUGCAUGGGAAUUAAUAUCACAACCCUAUCCAAGUAAUCGUUCCAAGUCAAACACGCAUUUCAGAAUUAAGAUUAACAUUUCAUUAGUUAGCACAUUUCAUGCACCAGUGAAUGUUACUUGCCGACUGAAAACCUUUUCAACCGCAUACGUUGAUCUCACACCUUAAAGCAUCAUUGCUCCCCCGUCUGUCGCCUAGUAAUGUUUACUGAUCAAACCUUAAUUUAAGACGCAGUACAGGCAUCUGACUUCGUCUUGGAGACCCGGACUUAUUUCUUUUUGAAUAGAAAGUCGCAAGACAAAAUCAAAGGGCAUAGACUGAGCACCGGUGGUUCAGCUAAGUUUUCACCCGUGAGUGAAGUCAAGCGGCGGUCCGCAGUCCAAAGUCGGCGCCUCAAAGUACGCACAGUAGGUAGGCCAACUCAUGCAAUUUCAACCGAAAUUCCGAGAUGUGUUUUCGUUUCCAAAAGAUAAUUUAAACAAGGUGGUAAAACUAAUCAUCAUGCAGCACAAUUCUAUCGCAAUUCAGUUACCUAAGGCUGCCCGCUUUCGAAAGGACUUUCUUACAACUGCAUGCAGGAACCAUACACCGUAAAAUAUGACUACUUUAGCAGCAUGCAUUCUUCUUAUUGAUUUUCUAUGCCCUUAAAAAUUCAAUUAAAUUUCAUAGAAAACAUGCAUAAAGAUAUUCCGUAUUUAUCUCAUUCGGUAGAAAAUCACGUCCUCUUCCAAUUUUGUUUUUGAUAGAAGAGUAUAAAUUGGUCUUUUAGAACUUUUCAAAUUUCCGAAUAAUUUUAAACCCCAAUUGCCGUUACACUUGCACCCAGGGUUUCCAAACUACAAGUUUUUUAUUUUCCGUGUACGGAAAAUCAUAGAUUUAUUUACGGUAGUAAGCGGAGACCAUAUGGGAUACAUAAAAUUUAGCGGUGGACUUGAGCCAUAUUAUUAACUUUAUAAGCCACAUUGGCAAAGGCAGAGACAUGAAGUAUAUGAACGGCCAUUUAAAGGGAUUAAAAAAUCUCAUCAUUAUGAAACAUUUUUAAAACCGAAUAAUACCUUUUCUUCAAGUAUAAAAUUGAAAAAAGAUGCCAUUUCCUACUGAAUGAGCAAAAUAAUGAAUGUUUUAUGUUAGGUAUCCAUGAAAUAAAAUUGAAUUUUCGGGAGUAACGAAAAUCAUUGGGAAAAAAUCAUACUUAAUAAGUAGUCAUUUCUCGCUGAGUAUCGAUUUUCCACGCAGUUAGUAAGUGUAGACUUGACCUGCAUCAAGCUUCCCAAUUACCACCCCCACAUCCACUCACAUAACCCGGUACCAUCAUAUAUGUGUUUAUACUACUCGUAAUUAGUAAGUAACCAUUAAUGAUUACUCUUUUUCGGCUAGCUGCCAGCUGUCCGCGAGUAUGUACAAAAUCCCUUUUUCACCUUCCCAUAUAUCAAUGUUUUUCUCCGACAACUUGUAACCAAGAGGAAAUUCAAAGGCGCUUGCCUAUAUUUCCCUUAAUAAACUGAUACUGAUACUGAAAGCUGGCAUACUGUGGUACUUCACUAAUUGUAGAAUCAAGCGGCAUGAUCAUUAAAUUUAAAAUUCUACCUAACUAAUCUUUUCAAGUCGAAAACGCAGUUCAGAAUUUCCGUCGACAUUUCAUGAGUUAGCCCACCCACUGCAUGUCUCAUAACUUAAGAUAAAGCUUUACUUUUAAAGACGUUAUAACUACUGGCCGGUGCGUUUUUCUACCUGAGACGGAAAUUUCACUUCGCUUCUUAUCUAAACGAAACCUUCGCUGCAGUAGGUUCCUGCAAAAGAAAGUUUUCCUCUAAUGUCUACUUUACAUAAUACUAAAGAUAAAAUAUCUGACGUUUGCGGAAAAACCCAGAUAUCAACGUCAGCAGUCCACUUUUGCGAACUUUCAAACCUUGCAGGAGUACGUUUUCAGUGACAAUGAAGUAUGGUCUUUGUCUUGUCUCACAGUGUCGGCUAGGGGCGAAAAUAUGCCAACUAUCAGUGAUAGCGCAAUGCGUGGUGUGACAUAAGCAAAUGGGUGUGGUUGAAUAUAUGAACUUCAUCGCCGCAAUCGUUAGGGCGACAUCCCGUCAUUCAGACAUCACGGUCUCACUCGCAGACGACGCCAUCCCGUUUCUAGUCGUAGGCCCACGCAAUUACGAAAGUCGCUCGACCUUUGCUAUUCCUUCACUGACACUAUUGAGGACGGGGAGAGUAAGGUGGAUCAGGCAGGCGUGCUGACGAAGCGCCCACUUCUAUACGAGUUGCAGCACUACCACGGCACACGGUAAAAAAAAUCAACAUUUUUUUCACUUAUCAACUGUGCAAAUAUGUCUGACAAGGUUUUGGCAAAUGCGUUUGGCACUAAAAGUUCAUAUUGCCCUUCCCUGACCCUAAGGCAGUCUAGAAACUGAAACAUCCUUGGAGGAACACCCGUUAGCAAUUAGCAGUCCACUUGGUGUUUAAAAGACUUUGAAAAUUAAUAGACUGUGAACUCGCCUCCAGAAAAUGUCUCAUCUGCUCACUCGAGGGGAACCGUUUGCCAUUGGCCUUCCAUGGGGUUCAUCGUGGACUCGGGGCGCACUUCCUCUCCUCAGAAUAGUAGCGCCGAGACAGAUGACCCUGAUAACAUCGUUGUAUAUGGAUAGCAGCAGGCUCACGUUUUUAGGGCGGUUCUGAUACUACCGAAACGAUGACGUUCGUGUCAUCCACUAAAACCAGGCCUGAAGGGGAUGGAUAAGUAGAGAAUAGGAGGCAGAUACGUUUCGCAUAAUCCCUUUUUUAGUGACCCAGUUUCAAGAUGACUAUUAUACGAAUACAAAAUUCACCCCAGGAGCUGUCUUUUCCAGCAGUCAAACAAACCCCGGCCACCUGUAAGACAGGGCCGGUGGUAAUAGGGAUUUUUACAGGUGGGGCCGGGGAACGCACAGCCGACGACGUCAAGUAGUUUUCUGCAAAAAAAAGCUACUCGGAAUACACCGUUUAAACGUUGAAUUGUUUAGAAAUAGUUGCCCUAACCUCUAACCCUUACUUCUAACCCUAACCCCUAACCCAAAAAAUGACACCUAAUCAUAACCCUUAACCCCAAGGCCUAACAGCCUAACCCUAAGCCCUAACCCCAACCCCUCACCGCAGUUCUAAGCCCUAACCCUGAAAUAUACACCGGAAAAUGUAGAAGGAGACGGUAGGCCGAAAGUCAAGAAGGACCACUAAUAUUGGACCGGAGAAGGUAAACAUGAGAACAAAGCAACAGGGCCGCCAAUGGAACACGCAAUCCAACGCGCAGCUGCGCCAUCCCAGCGUAAUCAAAUCAACUGAAAAUAAUUAAGUAGGUCAACAGUAUUGUGUCCAUUAGGUGCGGCUAUGCAACCAGAUCUUACCGAAAUGCUGCGUUGUAUCGCAUAAAAAUAUGCCAGGUCUAAUACAUUUCCAUGUAUGUGUGAUGUCGCGUAUGUCCAACGAAUUAGUUCUCGCGGUUAUUCCUGCAAAAAUUGUUAUUGGUUAAACGCAUUUUCUGAUAAAUGGUUUAAACUAGCCUAGAACAUCAUGAUCUGUGCAGAUGCCUUCGGUUGCGUUAACGAAGAGGAAUAAGCUGUAAACAGUAGUUGUUAAAUGUGCUAUUAUUAUAAUCCUUUAAAGCGCGACAAUGGGAACGGAGCGCAAUGUAAAUUUUACUCUCAUUAUGUUUAGGCGACUUUUGGGGAGGCUGUUCUUAAGUCAAUUUUUGUACAAAGGUACAUUAAAUAUACGUCGGGUCUUUUUAUGUAAAAAGUUAAUGACCAGUAUAAGGGGUGAACUAUAUGUGACUAAAUGGAGCACUGAAAUAUGCUUUGACGUUGAAAGCUAGGGUGAACAGUUAGUGAGCUUCGGUCACUUGCGAUAGAUUCUGCUUAUCAAGCCUCCGCUGACAUAAUAACAGUGGUUAACCCAACUCAUAACCACUGCAAGCCUGCCACUUUAUUAGUAAGAUCCCUUCAAUUCACUUUGAAUCAUAACCAGAAGCUACAACUAGAGGGCUAAACCAGAGUUAUCUGCUGUACUCUGAAGUCUGCUGUGGUCAAUUUCUCACCAAAAUAAAUCUACGUGGCUUAAAUCUGAGAGGGACGCGUUUGGAUUGCUGACAACUGGCGGAAUAUUUAAAUCCUCCUCAGGAUUGAUAAUUAGGCUUUAAUGUGUUUUUCUCUUAACGUGACCACCGACAGCCUCACGCAUGUGCGAUGCCUUAUGCACAUCCUCUGUUAGGUAAAACUUGCUGACUGUUCUAUUGGGUGGAGUGUGAUCACAAGUUUUAAUGGAAUUGCAUUUGACCCAAUGGGCCGUCCGUAGUGGCUGCUGCGUAUGCAGCAGCUGAUGAAAUUUUUUGGAUAGUUGUCCCUUACCAACUGGUCUCUCAGAUGCCUUAGUUCAUGUAUUCUUCCGCCACGGCCGCUGUAGUGCGAUUGUACCCUAACGGAGUCCCGUCUGCACAUCAUCAGGUUGUUGUUAUGAUGGCUGCGAACCUGAGCUAUGCUAUUCUCAUUUCUGCCCAUUGUGGUAUUGAGUCUAUAAUCAGAUUUGCGCGUGACGAGCACACCAAUUAAGGCUAAAUCCUCGGCCUAUUGUUCUUCUCGUGUAAAGUGAUUGUCGGCGAAGAUGCCGUUAAGCAGGUUUGGAAAACCCGUGAACCAUUUACUCAGCAUAUCGGCGCCAAAUCCCAUGUUGGCAGUGGUUGAAGUGAGAUUUGCCAGCUCGUAGGGAAUCAAUUCCGCAUCUUAGCUGAAUAUUGGGAAGCCAGUGGGUGUUCCUUUGGAAAGGAUAAAGUAUAUGUCCAGUGCAUGUGCAAGUGCCCAAUGCGGAUGCAAGUACAUUGGGCGAACGCAAAGGCAAUUGGCAACCAGGGCCGCUGAGCAUUUGCCUAAUUGUCUUUUCAAACAGGAAAAUAGAACCCCAGUUCGUCCUUAACGAAACACCUGUUAGAUAGCGGUCAUGUUGUCGACCCUAAAGCAUCCUUUCGAGUACUUGUCCGAGCACGUACAAAUCGAACCUUGCGUUAUUUGGAAGCAGCCUACAUACGGAGGGAGAAACCAGAUCUGUGCAAGCAGUUAGAUCACGUGAUCAAUCUGCAAUUGCCUAGGUAAUCGCACGUCUCUAUCUUCCUCUGACUGUGAUUUGUUGUUAACAUUUCGUCUUCCCCUUUUUUCCUUUUUGAUGCUUAUGUGGACGUCUUAUCUGAUUAUUGAUUAUUUUGAACUUUGACCUUGCUCCUAUGCACUGUCAUUCUGUACAAAAUCAUACUGCUGUGCGCUUUCAUUCGUUUACCUAUGUUAUGCAGAGACGGGUUGCAGUUGAAAAGCCGUCACGAAAUUUUUUGGCCCCAAUAAAUUCUGCUGUGCAUGCUUGUUUUCAAUUCGAAACAACAGUAGUUUUUUUUUCAUGUCGACAUUUAGAUUGCCUUUCCAUCGAUGUCCGGCGGAAUGUUUCGCGAUCAACAUUCCGUUGUCCUCACAGAGAUGGCCUCUGGCAAACUACGUCAAAUGGUGUACGUGGGUUACUCCGAAUUCAAGCCCAUUCGAGAGGGACGCCGAAUCAUAUUACGGAAGUAACUUACCAACAUGGGGUUGAAAUUCGCCCAAUCAGAUAGUGACCUGGAGUAGCUGGUAUUCCCACUAGACUUCUGAUUCAUCCAACUGGCAGGGUAGGCCUCCAAUCAUUUUAGACGACUGGCGUCACACAGCACGUGCGCGGCGUCGUAACAGCCGAGGAUGUGAACAGAGGCUCGACCUUGGUUGUUUAAUCGACACUCAUGUUCGUUUUUUUCCUUCAGCGACAUUACCUCCAAGGACACGUAUCGACGAGUAAUCCUUAACCUGUUUCCAACAAGUCGUUGUGUCGUUCUUUUCGAUUUACCCCGACUCCCUUGUAGUAGUUGUCCACUUUUUAAGGUCAAAAAUAAAUUUACAUCUUUUGAUUAUCUGCCCCGUCCUGUAUGAUGCCCCGCAUGCCUGCAUCAUCCGAUCCCGCCCGUUCUAGGACAUGAGUACUUCUAGACAGGAUUUCUUCCAAACGGCUGGUCCGUCUGAAUUCAAGCUGUCAUCAACCCCUUCCAAUUGCAUCCGUCAUCCGACGUCGCUCUCUCGCGCAGACGCUGUAGCGCGUGAGCGGAUCAUUUUAGAGGCAUCCAAACACUGUUGCCCCUUUUCUGUCAAGGCUCUCGGGACAACUGCUGUUGACAAGAAUUCAGGACGCAUCAACAGCGAACCUGCUAUAAUCGUGUGCGCUUUCAGCUAUCUAUUCAUCGUCGGACCUGUAUAGUAGCAUAAGAGAGGGUAAAGUACAGACUGAUGAUACACCGGUCUGGUGUUUAAUAAUGGAAGGCAUGUGUUUGCCGAAAUUGGCUUUCUAAAUGUCUAAAUGGGUAUCAUCACCGACCUAACGAAUACUUGGUGAGUUGCAUUGGUAUUUUUUUCAAAUAAACCUUGACUCAUUUGUUCACCUUUGCGUUCGCCCAUUGCCCACGGAGCUGGUAAUAAGUUAGCGUAGUUGUUUGCAGGAAACCCACGUGAAUAUCCGCUUCCGUUCAAAUAAAGAAACAUUGACACAAUAAACUUUUGAAUGUGAACGUGAUGUCAAAAUGCCUAUCUUAAUUUAACUUGUUCCCAGGGCAUUUUCCUUGAAAUUUAGUUAACCUAAUCUGGCACCGACGUUUAAACUGCCACACCACGACUGAUGUUUUCAGCAAAACCCGUGACGUGAUUGAUUUAUGCAUAUUUUCUGAUUGGCAACUUCCAUGGGCGCAGUGAAUGCCUUUAUUAGACUUGGCGAAUAACGCAACUAGAUAGCGGGCGAUAAAAAGCUCAACGAAUUCUAUGAAAGAUUAUCAGUACUUCGAGCCUCAACUACGAUGCUCCAAUACGCUUCGUGCCCGAACAGACUUCUGGUUUAUUUCCUUUUGACAGUUGGUCUCCUCAACCGUCUCUAUAUUGCAGGAUGGUGGAUCGCCAUCCAUCGGGAGAUCCAUUCAGGCAGAUAAGCAAGCGACUACAAGUCCGACUGGCAACACCUCGUUUACUCGCCUAAGACAAGCAGGUUUGAGUUGUCAUUCGUGGCGCAUGUUGCGAACGGUGGCCGCGGCAUCGGCAGAAGUGCCGACCGUCGCAUCCCUAGUCAACAAAUCCUGCUGCGUCCUGCACGCCAACAGAACUAUACGUUUGCGGAGAUGGCCGAGAUCGAUGAUGAUAACUGGAGACUCCCGAUUCCCAGUUCCGUUUUCAUGCUCUACCCACAGGCGCUGGAUAUGAAACAGGUGGUGGCAAAUAUAACGAGCUGCCGUCCCAUAACAGAGGUACUUGUCGUUUUGUCCUAUCUGUCGUAUGAGGCGUUUAGUCUACACCCUAAGUGUUAUUCAAGUUUUAUUUCAACGUAAGUUGCAUUCAAACAGAUUCGGAUCAUGUGAUUUUGUAUAUGCGGGUGCUCCUGACUUAAUAUUCUGAUGCGAGUUUACAUCAUCUGCUUACGCGGUAUCCAUCGAAUGAAGCAUUUAUACUGCACUUUUUUGACUGCAGUAUAUUGUCAUAGUUGAAUCUGACUACCAGUGACCAUUAAGUAAAUUCAGGGCAUCAUUCAUGUACAUAAUCGUGCAAGCAUAAGCUUAAAGCCAUCAUCUUGUAGUUCUUGGAGAAGUUGUGCACAAUGUCUCAUUCCCGGUAUCAAUUCAAUCGAAGAUAGGUUUGUCAUCCCUCUGCGCAUCACAGUCAAGGGUAGGCAGGAAAAUACCUGAUGAAGUGGCAACAGGUCACUUUUUGCUUUUUUAGAAGUCAUAGCUGCUUAACGUACAUCAGGCGAUUAGCUAGCAGUUAUGUCUGAAUAUAUAGCUAUAUAUAGAAGUGUAUGACAACUAGACACUGUUUUAAAGGAUCAAAGAGAUAUCAUUCUGUUUCUGUCAUGCACAAGGGAAAUAGUAACUUGGUGCUCUGUUUGCGUAUUUUUUGUGCUUCCGGUCCCAACUGCUGGUAAGUCUCCUAAAGAGCAAAGUUUUCUUACAGUAGACAGUUCGACGAAUCCCCUCCAUCUAACGUUGUCAGUGACGAACUACUUAUACGACUGUUCAUUUUAACUCAUCUUCCACAGUGUACUGUGUCUCAUCUGGCUGAGUCGCCUUCUCUCCCUUGUAGAGGCUCCCAAAUUUAAUCAGACGAUCAGAUUCUUCAACAUUAGCUCGACUGUCUGCGUGCCAGGAAAAGCAGUUAAAGAAGCUCUGGAUGCUAUAGUAGUGGUUAAGUCAGCCGUCUACAACUUGGCAGUUCGUGAUCGUAUUCGGAGGACCUAUGCCAAAGAAGUUAAGCGUGAACGGGUUUUCCGCAUGGCCAUGGUCUUCUCCGUAGGACUACCCCGAAGCAGCGGGUGUCGGUACUUUCAGCGUGACGGUUUGCACAUCUCACUGUCGGGGCGGGCCGGCGAGUCGCUGGAGAAGAUGCGGUAUGAAGGUCCGGAAGUUCUCAGAAAACUGGCAGAAGAAGCUCAAGUCAACGGUGACCUCCUACUGGGUGACUACGAGGACACCUACUAUAACCUCAGUCUCAAGUUAUUCCACACCUUUCAAUGGGCCUCUCGUUUCUGUCGUCCACAUUUCACUUUCCAACAACGACCUCCUGUCUUCAUUCUUCUGGACGAUGACUAUGCCUUCAAUGCUACCAUUUUGAAGACUGAACUGAAGGCAUUCUCGGACACGCAAAUUCGAAGAGUGACCUGGGGCAUGCUGCAGAUGUGGAGUCCAGUAUAUCGUCCUCUCGUCUCGCCAGGUUUUGAAAAACGGAUCUUCUCUAAACGCCAAAUGCCCUGGCCCUACUUCGCGCCUUACGCCUCCGGCGCCUUUCUCGUCAUCGGCGCCCACCUUCUUCAGGAAAUUGCCUUGGCCAUGUACUUCACUCUGCAUUUGUCAGUUGACGAUACGACUUAUUUUUAA